AGCAAAUACGCUGACCAAACUUACCUAAAUGUUCCCUUAUUUUUGUGCGAGGACCUAACUGUUUCCUAGACCGCAAGGCACAACAAGAAUUGAUGUAUCACAGUGCUGUCAAGGAAAGUCAUAAAGAGGACUGUAGGAAGUAGGCUGCUACCGUGCUACGUGAUGGCAGAAUUGUACACAGGCAAGGCGGUCUUUCAGUGCAUAUGACUUGUGCUCUUGGACCAAGAGAACAAGAAACAUAGAGGAAGCCUGAACCCGGCGACGGUGUACAAAAUCGGGUUUGUUGUCUCCCAGUUUGGCUUAUUCUGCACACUAGAAACCACGAACAACAUUCUCCUCCCUGGUCUCCAACCCCUCUCUGUCUCUCGUCAGGAUGGCGCCGCAGAAGGUGGUCCUGAAGGUUUCUUCUAUGAGCGACGAGAGAGUGAAGCAGAAAGCAAUGGAAACUGUUGCAGAUAUCUAUGGUAUUGACUCGAUAGCCGCCGAUCUCAAAGAUCAGAAGAUGACGGUGAUAGGUGAUAUGGACACCGUCACGAUCGCCAAGAGGUUAAGGAAGUUCGGGCGGAUCGAUAUCCUCUCUGUUGGGCCGGCCAAAGAAGAGAAGAAGGAUGACAAGAAAGGGGACAAGAAGUGAUCAAACAUGGUACUCCUAUGUUCGAUCCCGUGGAUCUCUGUCUCUUCUUCUCGAUCUCCAGGGUGAAUUUUUUGUUUGCUUUACAGUGUAUGUAGUAAAGUAUCCAAGAUUAAUCUUAGGUGAUUCUUUUCCUGUAUAAUUAUUCGGA
Lolium perenne is the source of this 782-nucleotide messenger RNA. Its product is annotated as heavy metal-associated isoprenylated plant protein 39. The record is from RefSeq and is a predicted model, not a curated record. Gene Ontology annotation, molecular function: metal ion binding. Lineage: Eukaryota; Viridiplantae; Streptophyta; Magnoliopsida; Poales; Poaceae.